AAACUGUAUCUAUAUCUGAGCAUAAAAUGACUCGAGGAAGAAGUAAAUCUAUAGUUCAGAAAAUAGCGCUGGAUUUGGCUUCUCAUAAUGGGGAAUUGGAUGUUUUGCCCGAAAGACCAGUUGACCUUGGAGAAUCUAUAAGUUCAAUCAAUGUCAAUAAUAAUAAUAUUAAUGUCAAUAACAACGGUAAUAUACCACAAGAAGAACAAUGGGAGCAGCAGCAGCAACUGUACAUACCUCUAUCACGCUCCCAGUCAUUGUGGUUGCCCGUAAGGAAAAAGUGGAUGGCUCAGCCUGCAUCCACCCUGACAUAUCCAUUAUAUCCGUUCUCAUCAACUGAACAAUCAAUUCUUUGGUCGAAGCAUAUUGAUAAGUAUAAUCAAGAUAUUAUUAUUCUGGACGCGGACAUUGAGGCAAUUCAACUUCAAGCGGACUCCUCAAUCCUUUCAUUCCAUCAAAAGUGUCAAUUAAACCUUGGAAGUGUGACUUCUUUGAUACUGCAAACAGAUGAAAUCAUACAACUUUUAGAUGAUCUCACAUUCAAAUAUAAUUAUGUCUCAAGGGAAACCAGUGAUUUUGCCAGCAAAUCACAGGCAUUGAUGGAUAAGCAAAGACAUUUGGAAGACAUAUCUCAGGAAAUUUCCAAUAAUUUAGCAGUUUUUGAAUCCUUGGAUUCAAUUACAAAAGUCUUGACCAGUCCAGGCAUUAACAUUGUUAAGAAACAUUCCUUCCAUAACGUCUUGGUCAAAUUGGAUGUAAGCUUGGACUUUAUCAAACAACAUGCAGAGUUCAAAGAAGCAGACACUUAUAGAGUAAGGUUCAGACAAUGUAUGACCAGAUCAUUAACACUCAUUAGAAAUUAUUUGAUUGAUGAUUUAAAAGAAUUACAGAAACAGGUUUCUGAAAAGUUAAUUCUGGCCAUAAAGAAGGAUAGAGACGAUAAUAGUUCCACCUCCAACUCGUUCAACUUUGAUCUCUUUCUUUAUACCGAGUUCAAUAAUCAUAUCAAAUCCACUGAAUCUGAAUAUUACUCAAUUCCAAGUCUACUGUCUGAGAUUUUCCGUAGAAUUGAAAAUCAUCAGGAAUAUGUGGGGCUUUUCAAUGAUGUGUUGAAUCAAUAUUUUAGAGUAAGAUCUUCCCUUCUUAACGAUUACAUUUGGAAUCAGAUUGAUCAAUCAUUGGAAUCAUUCCAAAAUGAUUCAACUUCUUCAACUCCUACUCAAACAUUGGUACAAUUUACUCAAGAUAACAUUUCAUUUUUCAAAAAAGUUAUUAAUCGAGAACUUUCAUUAUUCCAGCAAUAUUUUUCCUUCCAACCUCUCGGUUCAUCUCAAGUACAAUUGGAAGUUGGGGAAUGGUUUAAACGUAUUUUGGAACCUUUAUAUGACACAUUAAGAAAUCGAAUCAUUCGAGAGACAAAUAUUAGUGAACUUUGUGAACUAACUACUUUAUUACAAAAAUAUUAUGAAUUUGAAAAGAGUGAUAAUAAUAAUAUUUUCACUAAUGGAGGUGGUAACAUUGAUGUCAAUUUUGGUGAAUUAUUCCAACCAAUCUUGUUGGAUGUUCAACAAAGACUUAUUUUCAGAAUCCAACUUUAUGUUGAUGAAAAAUUAAUGAAAUACAAGGCUAAACCUGAAGAUUUACAAAUUGGUAGAAGGAAAAGUGUUGGUCUGGCUACUUUAGACUCUGAAUUCAAUGAAAAUAUGUAUGAAGAUUGGUUUUUACCAGUGGGGAAAGCAUUGACCAUCUUAUCUAAUAUCUAUGAAUUGGUAAAUUCCGUGGUAUUUGAUGAUUUGGCCCAUUACAUUGUCCAUAGUUGCAUUUAUAUGCUUAACAAUAAUGCAUACAAAUUGGCACUUGUGCAUUUAGGAGAAUUGGAUGCUAAACUUUAUUUAUUGAAGAAUCUAUUACUCUUACAACAACAAUUGAAUAACUUUGAUAUUCAAUAUGUUCGUACGGAGACAAGUCUUGAUUUUACCAGUGGUAUACAAGAGAUAUUCCUGACAAUUCGCCUGGGUGGUAUGGAUAGCUUCAAAGUUGACUCACAGGGUAAUGGAGGAGUAUUUGAUUUGUUCAAAAAAUCAGUUCCAAAAGUUGUUAAUAAUAUGAUUGAUGCAAAGUAUGAAAUGCAAACUCAAUUAACUAAUGCAGUGACUGAAUUUGUUGGUGGGUGCGUACAAAGAAUCAGUGAACCUAUCAAUAAAGUAACUGCUAAAAGUCAUCCAUUAGCAGAUUCGAUUAAAUUCCGUGACAAUAUUGGUGAAGAAAUCCCAAGAAUUAAGCGAGAAAUGAACCAUUAUUUGUUGGAUUCACAGGUUGUAUCGUACCUCAUUGAUAGUAUCAAGCAAAUUUUGUUGACUAGUUACGAUGAAUUCUAUAAACAAGUUGAACUUCAAGCUCAGCAACUGGAAGCCAUCAAGCAGGAAAUCAAAGAAAUUAUGGAACCAGAUACAUUUUUCGGGUUCUUGGAAGAAAUGGGGGAUGAUGAAGAUGAAGUGGCUAAUUCAGAUCAAUCACCUUUGAAGGAGGAUGUUUUCCAUGAGUGAUUGAAGAAAAAAUAAACAAUGGGGAAAAGAAAAAGUAUUGCAAAAAUCCUUUCCAAUGGGACAUAUAGAGCGAUUUGUAUAUUUAUAUAAACAAGAGUAUAAUGGAUCACAAUUUGCAAC
This is a messenger RNA of [Candida] anglica, 2666 nucleotides long. The record is from the annotation of a GenBank genome assembly. NCBI's taxonomy places the organism in Eukaryota, Fungi, Ascomycota, Pichiomycetes, Serinales, Debaryomycetaceae.